AUGGCAAUUGUUCGCGCAAAUGUAAAAGUAACAAUAUUGAAUGUUAUUUAUUUCGCGGCUGGGAGCUUGUUCCGGGACGUUGAACAGGCUAUCUAUCUAUCUAUCUAUCUAUCUAUCUAUCUAUCUAUCUAUCUAUCUCAUUCUGUUUCUAUCUAUCUGUCUCAUUGUUUCUUUCUUUCUGUCUUUCUUUCUAUCUAUCUAUCUAUCUAUCUAUCUAUCUAUCUAUAUAUAUAUAUAUAUAUAUAUAUAUAUAUAUAUAUAUAUAUAUAUCCCAUUCUGUUCAUAUCUAUCUAUCUAUCUAUCUAUCUAUCUAUCUAUCUAUCUAUCUAUCUAUCUAUCACAAUCUGUUCACAUCUAUCUAUCUAUCUAUCUAUCUAUCUAUCUCAUAAUCUGUUAUAUCUAUCUAUCUAUAUAUCUAUCUAUCUCAUUUUGUUUCUAUCUAUCUGUCUCAUUGUUUCUUUCUUUCUAUCUAUCUAUCUAUCUAUCUAUCUCAUUCUGUUCAUAUCAUCUAUCUAUCUAUCUAUCUAUCUAUCUAUCUAUCUAUCUCAGUCUGUUCAUAUACCGGACGUUCCCCUCCCACCGCUCUUCCGCUCUUUCCAUUUUUCUUCCAAGCCCCAUUACCCUCUCUACCCCAAACGCCAGUGCACCGCCCCCGCCUCGACACUCCACCUGUAUUCUUAUUUGCUUCCAACUAAUUUUAUUUCCUACAGUCGUUUUUGCUGCUGCACCUCCCGCACGCUAAAUUUUUCACCUUCCGUCACCCUCAACUCCGCCAUUCCUCCUCCCACCACCAUGAUUUUGAGUCUCUCCCUCCCUCCCUCUCUCUCCCUCCCUCCCUCUCUCUCUCUCUCUUUAAAACUCUUCUCUCUCUUUUUCUCUUUUUGCUUCGACGUUUGCAUCACUGACCUUACCUCGUUUCCAAACCGACCCCAUUCGGUUGGCUCCCGUCCCCGCCCCAUCUCAUCGCACAAUUUCCGUUCUGACCACUGA
Messenger RNA from Acanthosepion pharaonis, 990 nucleotides. The record is from the annotation of a GenBank genome assembly. Lineage: Eukaryota; Metazoa; Mollusca; Cephalopoda; Sepiida; Sepiidae.